Charadrius vociferus (killdeer) is the source of this 4582-nucleotide messenger RNA. RefSeq names its product RNA binding motif protein 12 (gene RBM12). The transcript has 17 exons. Gene Ontology annotation, cellular component: plasma membrane. Gene Ontology annotation, molecular function: RNA binding; calcium-dependent phospholipid binding. The record is from RefSeq and is a predicted model, not a curated record. Gene Ontology annotation, biological process: positive regulation of tumor necrosis factor-mediated signaling pathway; regulation of canonical NF-kappaB signal transduction; cellular response to calcium ion. Lineage: Eukaryota; Metazoa; Chordata; Aves; Charadriiformes; Charadriidae. The coding region runs from base 106 to 4338 and encodes 1410 amino acids.
UCUAAAAGUUGGUUUUAAUUGGUUGCCCACAGGAUUGGCUUGGCUUCUGCUACUUGUUAAGAAAAAAACAUCUGUCUUUGCAGGUGUGUGUUGUUUCAGCGCAGCAUGGCUGUGGUCAUCCGCUUGCAAGGUCUCCCGAUUGUGGCGGGGACCAUGGACAUUCGCCACUUCUUCUCUGGAUUGACCAUUCCUGAUGGGGGCGUGCAUAUUGUAGGGGGUGAACUGGGUGAGGCUUUCAUCGUUUUUGCCACUGAUGAAGAUGCAAGGCUUGGUAUGAUGCGCACAGGUGGUACAAUUAAAGGGUCAAAAGUAACACUACUGCUGAGCAGUAAAACUGAAAUGCAGAACAUGAUAGAACUCAGUCGUAGGCGUUUUGAAACUGCCAAUCUAGAUAUGCCACCAGCAAAUGCUAGCAGGUCAGGACCACCACCUAGUUCUGGAAUGAGUGGAAGGGUUAACUUGCCUACUACUGUACCUAACUUUAAUAAUCCUUCUCCUAGUGUAGUAACUGCUUCUACUACUGUGCAUGAAAGCAAUAAAAACAUAUCCACAUUUUCUACUGCCAGUAUGGGGACUGCACCUCCAAAUCUUGGGAGUACCUUUGGUAGUCCAACGUUUAGUUCAACUAUACCUAGCACAGCAUCCCCAAUGAACACAGUACCUCCUCCACCAAUCCCUCCUAUCCCAGCUAUGCCAUCUUUGCCACCAAUGCCUUCUAUUCCCCCGAUACCUGUUCCACCUCCUGUACCUACACUGCCUCCUGUUCCUCCGGUUCCUCCGAUACCCCCUGUGCCUCCCGUACCCCCAAUGACACCUAUGCCUCCCAUAUCAGGAAUUCCUCCUAUGAAUCCUCCACCCGUAGCACCUUUACCCACUGGAAUGAAUGGGUCUGGAGCAGCAGUGAAUAUGAACAGCGGCUUGAAUCCAUUGUUUAUUGGUCCCAUGAAUCCUGUAAAUCCUAUCCAGAUGAAUUCUCAAAGCAGUGUCAAGCCAAUACCAAUCAAUCCAGAUGAUUUGUAUGUCAGCGUUCAUGGAAUGCCCUUUUCUGCAACAGAAUCUGAUGUGAAAGAUUUUUUCCUUGGGCUCCGUGUGGAUGCAGUCCAUAUGCUAAAGGAUCAUGUAGGUCGAAAUAAUGGAAAUGGACUAGUUAAGUUUUUUUCUCCUCAAGAUACAUUUGAAGCACUGAAGCGAAACAGAAUGCUGAUGAUUCAGCGCUAUGUUGAAGUUAGUCCUGCAACAGAGAGACAGUGGGUGGCUGCUGGAGGCCACAUAACUUUCAAGCAAACCAUGGGUCCCUCUGGGCAGUCACACCCUCCUCCUCCCCAGGCUCAUACUAGGUCCAAAUCUCCUAGUGGACAGAAAAGGUCACGGUCAAGAUCUCCCCAUGAGCAGGGUUUCUGUGUUUAUUUGAAAGGUCUUCCCUUUGAAUCGGAGAACAAACACGUGAUAGAUUUUUUUAAAAAGCUGGAUAUAGUUGAAGACAGCAUUUAUAUAGCUUACGGACCUAAUGGGAAGGCAAUCGGAGAGGGUUUUGUCGAGUUCAGGAAUGAAGCUGAUUACAAAGCAGCUUUGUGUCAUCAUAAGCAGUACAUAGGGAAUCGCUUUAUUCAAGUUCAUCCAAUUACUAAAAAGGCAAUGUUAGAAAAGAUAGAUAUGAUUCGUAAAAGAUUGCAGAACUUCAACUAUGACCAGAGAGAAAUACUCAUGAAUGCUGAGGGAGAGCCAGGCUUGCCAAAAUUGUGUGCGCAUAUAUCUAAUAUUCCAUACAAUAUAACAAAAAUGGAAAUCCUUCAGUUUCUAGAGGGACUGGCAGUAGAAGAAAACUCUGUACAAAUACUUGUUGAUAAUAACGGGCAAGGGUUAGGACAAGCACUGGUUCAGUUUAAAGCUGAAGAUGAUGCUCGUAAGGCAGAGCGUUUGCACCGUAAAAAACUGAAUGGAAGAGAUGUUGUUUUGCGUUUGAUAACUGUAGAAGAAAUGAGAGAUAUUGAAAGAAACCCACCAUCUCAAGGGAAAAAGAUACUAAAAAUACCGAUACAAGGAAAUGCGACUGUGCCGGGAGCACAAGGCACUGGUGGGGAUGAGCAUGCUUUCUUGGGAAAUUCUAAAGAUGCAAACAACGGUCCUCCAUUUAAUUUCCCUGGUAACUUCAGUGGGUCUGGCACAUUUGGUCCUCCUCUACCACCACCUGGAAUAGGUGGCUUUCCUGAUUCUAGACCAGGAAUACCUACUGUUGCAAGUAGCGGUUUGCCUGGUGCAGGUAUUGAGGUCCCAGGUUUUGCAGGUGGUCCUGGUAAUUUGAGUGGACCGGCAGCUUUUGCAGGGGGUCCUCAGACUUUUGGUAAUGGUCCUGGCAAUUUAAGUGGACCCCCUGCCUUUGGUGCUGGUCCUCCAGGAAUUGCUACAGGUCUUGGACAUUUAAGUGGACCUCCAGGGUUUGGACCUGGACCAGGAAAUAUACAUAUUAGUGGACCCCCAGGUUUUGGAACAGGGUCUGGGAAGCCAGGACCAACUGUCAUUAAAGUGCAAAAUAUGCCCUUCACUGUUUCGGUGGAUGAAAUUUUGGAUUUCUUUUAUGGUUACCAAGUGAUCCCUGGUUCAGUGUGCUUAAAAUACAAUGAAAAAGGCAUGCCCACUGGAGAAGCAAUGGUUGCAUUCGAGUCUCGUGAUGAAGCUAUGGCAGCUGUUGUUGACUUAAAUGACAGGCCUAUAGGCUCUAGAAAAGUAAAACUUAUGGCCGGGUGCGUGUCCAGGGUGGAGCUGUCGGUGACCUGCCGGAGCCUCCUCGACAGGGACCUGGGCUCCAGGUCCGACCCCCUCUGCGUGGUGCUGCAGGACGCGGGCGGCGGCCGCUGGGCUGAGCUGGAUCGCACAGAGAGGAUCAAGAACUGCCAAAACCCCGAAUUCUGCAAGAAACUGGUUGUGGACUACUAUUUUGAGAAAGUGCAGAAGCUGAAAUUCGGCGUGUAUGAUAUCGAUAACAAGUCCUUUGAUUUAAAUGACGAUGACUACCUUGGAGGGAUCGAGUGCACGCUGGGACAGGUUGUGUCCAGCUCGGUGUUCACCCGACCACUGGAAUUGAAGCAGGGAAAGCCGGCAGGAAAGGGCACCAUUACGAUUUCAGCAGAGGAGAUUAAAGAUACCAGGGUUGUGUACUUGGAAAUUGAAGCCCGAAAUUUGGACAAAAAGGAUUUAUUAGGUAAAUCGGAUCCAUUUUUGGAGUUUUACAAGCAGAGUGAUGCUGGAACAUGGCAGCUGGUGUACAGAUCAGAGGUGAUUAAGAACAACUUAAAUCCAUGCUGGAGGAAGUUCAGUGUUCCCUUGCAAACAUUCUGUGGUGGAGAUUUUAAUAAACCUAUCAAGGUACAGUGUGCAGAUUACGACAGCGACGGGUCGCAUGACUUGAUAGGCACUUUUGAAACUAACCUGACUCAGCUGCAGAAAGGAGGUGACGGCUCUGCGGUGGAAUUCGAAUGCAUUCAUCCUGAGAAAAAACAAAAGAAAAAGAGCUACAAAAACUCUGGCAUUAUUAGGAUAAAAUCCUGCAAGACCGAGACAGAAUAUUCGUUUCUGGACUACGUCAUGGGAGGCUGCCAGAUUAACUUUACAGUGGGCGUAGACUUCACUGGUUCCAACGGAGAUCCCAGGUCACCAGAUUCUCUUCACUACAUCAGCCCAGAUGGGAUAAAUGAGUACCUGAUUGCCAUCUGGAGUGUGGGAAGUGUAGUCCAGGAUUAUGACAUGGACAAGCUGUUUCCUGCGUUUGGGUUUGGAGCUCAGAUUCCUCCUAGCUGGCAGGUAUCUCAUGAGUUUGCUUUGAACUUCAACCCCAGCAACCCUUAUUGUCAAGGGAUCCAAGGAAUAGUGGAUGCCUAUCGCCAGAUCCUGCCUCAGAUCCGACUCUACGGGCCAACCAAUUUCUCUCCUAUUAUAAACCACGUGGCAAGAUUUGCAGCGCACUCGGCACAACAAGGAACUGCUUCACAAUAUUUUAUCUUGCUGAUCAUCACAGAUGGAGAGAUCACUGACCUGGACCAAACUAGGCAAGCGAUCGUUAAUGCCUCAAAGCUGCCGAUGUCCAUCAUUAUUGUUGGAGUUGGUGAAGCUGAUUUCAAAGCAAUGGAGUUUCUUGACGGAGACAACGGUGUCCUGAAGUCCCUGACAGGAGAGCCAGCUGCACGAGACAUUGUUCAGUUUGUGCCUUUCCGACAGUUCAAAAACGCUCCCCGGGAAGCGCUUUCCCAGAUGGUUCUGGCUGAAGUGCCUAAGCAGCUGGUGUCAUACUAUAAAUGGCAGGGAUGGCCACCCAUGAAACUGCCGGAAAUAAAGAUGAUGUAGAUUGCAGCCUGACCCUAGCCACCUGUAUCAGGGGGGUGAAGAGAGCUGUCUGCAACCACACUCUCUCUUGCAUGCUGUGGGUGCUCAGUGUCUCAAGUCUGUACCAUUCACACUCUUACCUGCUUGUGCUCUGUGUCUUUGAUCUUUCCUGUUCCUAAUUGGAAGGAAUGUAAAUAUGGAAAAAACACAACUACUGGCAGGUUUUGUCACAGAAAAACAGACCUUGUUGGUUUUCCACCUUGCA